AGAAGUGGAGUACGUGGGAGCAGACGGAGGAGAGCAGAGAGACCUGGGGAUAUUUAACCACGGCUUGAAAACAAAGUUGUGUGGAAAUAUGGAGCUCCGACGGGUCAACUUUUUCUUCUUUUUAUUUAUUAACCAAGUUUUUAGCAGCCUUCAGUCGAAAGAACAAGUUUUACUAGAUAUGAGAGCUUCGGGAUCAGAGUUGGGGUGGUUGACGUUGCCUUAUGAGAAUGGGUGGGAGAUUGUCCAGACGGUGGUGAACGGCUCACUUCUGUACACCUACAGUGUUUGCAGCAUAGACUCUACUGAACAGGACAAUUGGCUAAGAACGACGUUCAUCCAGCGGCGCCCGGGGACCUCUCGGGUGUCCGUGGAGCUCCGCUUUGUUGUGCGAGACUGCAACACCUUUGAAGGUGCCUCUGUGGCCUGCAAAGAAACCUUCAACCUUUACAUCUCGGAGGCUGAUGCCGAUGUAGGGACCAACUUCCGUAAAGGCCAGUUCAAAAAAGUGGCCACCAUCGCUCCUGAUGAGGUCACAAGGGGUCGCGUGCUAAAAGUGAACAUGGAGACGAGGACGGUGGGGCCUCUGUCUAGAAGGGGCUUCUACCUGGCUUUUCAGGACAUGGGUGCGUGUGUGGCUCUGCUGUCUGCCAGAGUGUACUACAAAACAUGCCCGUCUACGGUGCAGAGCUUGGCGGCCUUCCCAGAGACCGUGGCGGACGCCCUGAGGGAGGUGGAGGGGGCCUGUGUGGAGAAUGCCAUCAGCCAGACCACCCCGCGCAUCUACUGCUCAGCUGACGGCGAAUGGGUGGUUCCCGUGGGCCAGUGCCAGUGUCUCGCAGGCUAUGAAACCACCGGGGACUCCUGCCAAGCAUGCAAACCAGGCUACUUCAAGCCAUUGGUAUCGAGCCAGUUAUGUCAGGUUUGUCCUGAUAACACCAAGCCCUCUGCAGCCGGCGCCACUGAGUGUCAAUGUGAGGAUGGUUUCUUCCGCUCCCCAUCUGAUCCUCUGACAUCAGCCUGCUCUGCCCCACCUAGUGCCCCUCGUGACCUGAGCUCCACCACCCUGUCAGCAGAGGGCAGGCUGCAGCUGUCCUGGAGCCGGCCCCUGGUGACUGGGGGCCGCAGUGACCUCACCUACAGCGUGGUUUGCGAGCUCUGUGAGGGCACCUCUUGUGUGCCCUGUGGGGAGAAGAUCCGUUUUGAGCCGGGUCCUACAGACUUGCAAGACACCACGGUCACUGUCAGUGAACUGGAUUCUCAUCUCAACUACACGUUCACUGUGGAGGCUCACAGCGGUGUGUCACAGUUCAGUGCUGAGAGGCCCACAGCGAGCAUCACCACAGCCCUCGACUACACAGAUCCCCCAAAGGUGACGUUGAUCCAUCUGGAUGAUCGCAGCCCCACCAGUCUGUCUCUGUCCUGGUCUCUGUCUCGCAGGCCUCCAGCCCACAUCAAUCACCGCUACGAGCUUAUGUACCGCAGAAAAGAUGAUGAUGGGGAAAGCGAUGUGACCACCUACACAGUCCUGAUUUUGGAGAAAAGUUCAGUCCAGAUUAACGACCUCACCCCAGACACCCCUUACAUGUUCAGAGUCCAAGCAAUGAGCCCUGAAGGCAACCCUGGCAGCUACAGCUUGGAGCAUGAGUUCCACACUUCACCUUUAGCCGAGUCUCGGGUCCAAAACAACUCCACCAUAGUGAUGGGAGCUGUAGUUGGAGUUGCUGUUAUCCUGCUUGUGGUGGUGGCCGUACUGCUGCUGCGUAAACGGAGACUGAGUGUUCGUCGUAGAGGAGGACCAGAAGAUCCCUACUUCUCAACAGAUCAGCUGAAGCCUCUGAAGACUUAUGUUGAUCCACACAUGUAUGAGGACCCAAACAUUGCCAUCCACAAGUUUGUCACAGAAAUUGACUCCAACGCCAUCAGCAAACAAAAAGUCAUCGGAGUCGGAGAAUUUGGGGAAGUGUUUCGGGGAGUGAUGAAGACUCCCUGCAAAGGGGAGGUGGCCGUGGCGAUAAAGACCCUGAAGCCAGGGUACUCAGAGAAACAGAGACAAGACUUCCUGAGUGAGGCCAGCAUCAUGGGUCAGUUCUCACAUCCAAAUAUCAUCCGCCUGGAGGGGGUUGUCACAAAAUUCAAGCAUGCCAUGAUAGUGACAGAAUACAUGGAGAACGGAGCACUUGACUUAUAUCUGAAGGACCGUGAUGGAGAGAUCCCGUCAUAUCAACUGGUGGGGAUGCUGCGUGGAAUAGCUGCUGGAAUGAAAUACCUCUCUGAUAUGAACUACGUCCACCGAGACCUUGCAGCAAGAAAUGUUCUGGUCAACAGCAACCUGGAGUGUAAAGUGUCAGAUUUUGGCCUGUCACGUGUUCUGGAGGAUGAUGCUGAGGGCACCUAUACAACAAGAGGAGGUAAAAUCCCAAUCCGCUGGACAGCCCCUGAGGCCAUCGCUUACAGGAAAUUCACCUCAGCCAGUGAUGUGUGGAGCUUCGGCAUCGUUAUGUGGGAAGUCAUGGCAUUUGGAGAACGGCCCUACUGGGACAUGAGUAAUCACGAGGUCAUGAAAGCAAUCAAUGAGGCCUUCAGGCUUCCUGCUCCGAUGGACUGCCCAUCCGCUAUCUACCAGCUCAUGCUCCAGUGUUGGCAGCACGACCGCUCCAAACGACCUCGCUUCUCAGACAUUGUUAACAUUUUAGACAAACUACUGCGAAGCCCAGAGUCUUUAAAAACCAUCGCUGACUUUGAUCCACGCGUUUCCAUCCGCCUACCAAGCACCAGCGGCUGUGACGGCACCAUGUUCAGGUCGGUGCCUGAGUGGCUGGAGUCCAUCAAAAUGAGCCAGUACAACGAAAGCUUUGCUCGGGCUGGGAUCACGAGCAUGGAGCAGGUGCUCGCCUUGAGGCAUGAAGACAUCAGGAAUAUUGGAGUGCGGCUGCCCGGUCACAUGAAGAGGAUAGCAUACAGCAUCUUGGGUCUGAAAGACGAGACCAGCUCUCUCAGCGUGUUUGCAGUGUGAUCUAAGCAUUCCUCCAAAUCAAAGUGCACUGACCGACCAUGCCAUUUCACUCCAGGACAAGGAGGACUUCUUGUGGGGGGGGGGUUGAAACUGAGCUGUGCUGCAGGUUUUUUUCCCUCCUCUGUGACACAGUGUGGCACUACUGAAGAGGACACCUCCAAGCACCUCAGAAUGGACUGAGAUUAAAAACACUUAUGUACUUUAUAACAGAGGACAAAUAAUUUAUCUUUGUAUACCAAUGUUUUAUAUGUUGAACAUAAAAAGUGAUCCUCUAAAUGAAACAAUUAUAAAGUAAGUGCAAAAUGUAAGACAAUGUAUGAAUACUUGUCUUCCAUUUCCUGAAUGACUGAAAUACUUCAUGCUCUUCGUGAUUAAGAGCUUUUUCCUCCAAGCACUCACUUUAUCCUGCCGGUGUUUCUGGAUCCUCAAUCUGUUGUUUCGUCUUCUGUGAAUUAUGAAUUAUGAAUUAUUUCUUUUAACUUUGGAAAAUGAUUCCACUCAGGGCUAAGAAUCACACAUUCUUAUGUUUUGUAGUUAUUCUAUGUAUCCCAGUUUUUUUCCUCAAGCUGUUUGUUUACAUCAUGUCUUAAUACAAUUGUCCAUUUUAUUUAAUAUUUAUUUAGUUUUAUAUUUAUGUAAUUUGUUACAUAUAUGUGCCGCAUGUAAGCCAGGCGGUGUAUUUUUGUGUUUAAAUAAAAUCAGUGUUGCCUUGUGA
Notolabrus celidotus (New Zealand spotty) is the source of this 3728-nucleotide messenger RNA. RefSeq names its product eph receptor A2 a (gene epha2a). The coding region runs from base 89 to 3013 and encodes 974 amino acids. Gene Ontology annotation, cellular component: plasma membrane; neuron projection. Gene Ontology annotation, biological process: axon guidance; cell surface receptor protein tyrosine kinase signaling pathway; protein phosphorylation. Gene Ontology annotation, molecular function: ATP binding; protein binding; transmembrane-ephrin receptor activity. The transcript is spliced from 17 exons. The record is from RefSeq and is a predicted model, not a curated record. Lineage: Eukaryota; Metazoa; Chordata; Actinopteri; Labriformes; Labridae.